AUGGAUUUCCUGGUGGAUAGGAACCACACUGCAGUGACAGAGUUCAUUUUAUUGGGCUUAACCGAUGACUCUUUUCUUCAAAUCACCCUCUUCAUCCUCAUCCUUUGUAUGUACCUGGUGACCAUAUCUGGCAAUGUCAGCACAAUCGCUCUGAUCAGAAUCUCCUCUCAGCUCCAUUAUCCUAUGUACUUUUUCUUAAGUCACUUGGCUUUUGCUGACAUAUGCUAUUCCUCUUGUGUCACCCCCAACAUGCUUGUACAUUUGCUGGUGGAGAAAAAGGCAAUCUCCUAUCUUGGGUGUGGCAUCCAGCUGGGUUCAAGUGCUUUCUUGGGGACCCUUGAGUGCUUCCUUCUGGCUGUCAUGGCGUAUGACCGCUUUGUGGCAAUCUGCAGCCCACUGCUUUACUCCACCAAGAUGUCUGCACAAGUCUGUGCUCAGUUACUGGUAGUGGCUUAUACAGGUAGUUUUCUCAAUGCUUUUGGGCAUGCUGCUUUCUAUUUCACUUUUCUCUUCUGUGGACCCAAUCGAGUGAAUCAUUCAAAAGAUACCUUAUAG
Erinaceus europaeus (western European hedgehog) is the source of this 555-nucleotide messenger RNA. Its product is annotated as olfactory receptor 5P76-like. The transcript has a single exon. Gene Ontology annotation, biological process: sensory perception of smell; G protein-coupled receptor signaling pathway. The record is from RefSeq and is a predicted model, not a curated record. Gene Ontology annotation, molecular function: odorant binding; olfactory receptor activity; G protein-coupled receptor activity. The coding region runs from base 1 to 555 and encodes 184 amino acids. NCBI's taxonomy places the organism in Eukaryota, Metazoa, Chordata, Mammalia, Eulipotyphla, Erinaceidae. Gene Ontology annotation, cellular component: membrane.